Messenger RNA from Colletotrichum karsti, 1101 nucleotides. Its product is annotated as phytanoyl- dioxygenase. The record is from RefSeq and is a predicted model, not a curated record. NCBI's taxonomy places the organism in Eukaryota, Fungi, Ascomycota, Sordariomycetes, Glomerellales, Glomerellaceae. The transcript is spliced from 2 exons. Bases 1 to 1101 code for a protein of 366 amino acids.
AUGGUCAUCGCCACAGACUACAACUCCGCCUCGGCGACCAUCACGGUCCCGGCCAGCAAGAAACAAGAGACGGCGGCGGCCGCCGCGCCUCUGGUCCCGAAGCCCGCCGGCCCUAACAAGCUCUUCUCCAAGGAGGGCGUCACGUACGGCGACUUCCGCGAUGACCUCCUCCGCGACGGCUACGUCGUCGUCAAGGGCGCCAUCCCCCGCGAGAGAGCGGACAAGUACGGCGACGAGAUGAUGUCCUACCUCGAAAACUUCGCCGGCGGCCUCGGCUUCGACCGCAACGACCCCAGCACCGUCAAAGAAUCCAACCUCCCCAUCAUCACCGAGAAGGGCAUGUGCCUCGGCUACGGCAUCGCCCACGAGUCCUUCACCUGGUCCGUCCGCCAGGAGCCCGGCGUCGUCUCCGCCUUCGAGACCGUCUACGACACCCCCGACCUCAUCGUCUCCUUCGACGCCGUCAACAUGGCCUUCCCCAACCGGCCCGACGUCGCCCCCAACAAGCCCUGGCCCCACCAGGACCAGGACCCCGAGAAGCCCGGCUUCCGCUGCCUCCAGGGGCUGGUCAACAUCCUCCCCAACGGGCCCCGCGACGGCGGGCUCAUCGUCUGCAAGGGGGCCCACCUCCUCAGCGAGGAGUUCCACGAGGCGUUCCGCGACGAGCCGGACCGCAUCUGGGCGUGGACGAAGGAGUGGUACGGGUUUACCGAGGCCGGGAUGAAGUGGCUGGCGGAGAAGGGGUGCGAGUGGGUCAAGAUCGACGCGGAGCCCGGGGACCUGUUGCUGUGGGACAGCCGGACGCCGCAUUACAACCUUAGCCCGGAGGGCGAGGGCCCGCGGUUCUGCGUGUACACGUGUUACAUGCCGGUCGCGGAGGCGAGCCAGGAGGACCUGGUCAGGAAGAAGGGGGCUUUCGAUAACCUGCAGAGCACGACGCACUGGCCGAACGCGAUGCACGUCGGUGGGAUUCCCGUGAAGAGGGGCGGGGAGCCGUGUCCGUAUAACACGGGCAAGCCGAGGAGCGCGCCGAGGUUGACGGAGAGGGGGUACAGGUUGACCGGGAUUCCGUAUAUUCAGGGGGCGCCGAUUGAGGCGUAG